This is a messenger RNA of Trematosphaeria pertusa, 1125 nucleotides long. Its product is annotated as v-SNARE protein-like protein Bos1. The transcript has 3 exons. Gene Ontology annotation, cellular component: endoplasmic reticulum membrane; ER to Golgi transport vesicle membrane; late endosome membrane. The coding region runs from base 148 to 915 and encodes 255 amino acids. Gene Ontology annotation, molecular function: SNARE binding; SNAP receptor activity. The record is from RefSeq and is a predicted model, not a curated record. Gene Ontology annotation, biological process: endoplasmic reticulum to Golgi vesicle-mediated transport; vesicle fusion. Lineage: Eukaryota; Fungi; Ascomycota; Dothideomycetes; Pleosporales; Trematosphaeriaceae.
CCAAAAGUUUGCGCCUACAAGGCUCCCACAAAAUUACUCCCACCGCAGCAUCAACCACAUACCACCUCCCUCCGCCCCACUCCUGUCCCGUACCAACGAACCCGCAAACCCACCCAUACCCUCUCAAUCGCCCCACGCGCAUUCAUCAUGAACGCACUCUUCAACUCUGCCCUACGGCAAUCGACCUCCCUGCGCAAAGACCUAGACCACUUCGCCGACACCGCCUCGCCGUCUCCCGCGCUGCAAGGCCAGAUCUCCGCAUCGCUAACCUCCCUCUCGCGCACCAUCGACGACUACGCCAAGCUCGCAAAGCAGGAGCCCGUGCAGACGAAGCAGGAGAAGGCGUUUGAGCGGGUGAAGAGCUUCCGGGCGGAGCUGGAGGAGUACAGGGAGAGCUUUCGGCGGGUGAAGAGCGCGAACGAGGACAUGCAAACAAACACCGCGCGCGCAGAACUGCUCGGCCGCCGUCCCCACAACGCCGCCACGCCCGAGAACCCCUACGCGAACACAUCCGCCGCCGCCGCACAACAUUCCCCCUUCGCACCCUCACAGCCCUACAAUCCAAACGCUCCCUACCAACCAAACCCCUACUCCGCCGGCGCUCCCCUGCCCUCCUCUGACUACAACAGCCGCGAAUCGCACGCGCUGCGCGAGCAAUCCUUCUUCAACCAGACGUCGACGCAGCUGGACGAGUUCCUAGACCGAGGACGCACGGUGCUGGGGGAUCUGGGGCACCAGCGGGAGAUGCUGAAGGGCACGCAGCGGCGGUUGUAUAGCGUGGCGAAUACGAUGGGGAUUAGCGGGGAUACGAUACGGAUGGUGGAGCGGAGGGCGAAGCAGGAUAAGUGGAUAUUUUGGGGAGGGGUGAUUGCGUUCUUUGCCUUUUGUUGGCUGGUGCUGCAUUAUUUGAGGUAGUGCGGGAGCUACACAAGGAUUUGGGAUUUGGGAUGUUCGAUUCGUGUCUAUAUCUUGAGUAUUGUAUGUCUAAGACCUAUCUUGGGCUGUUCUUUGUUUAGCGAGGCGUACCGGGAAAUUGAAGGGUCUUAAGAAGGCCAACCCAGCUUGCUACAAUGGCUAGCAAGUAGUGCGAAGCGCUAUCAAAUGCGGAAUGCAAGUUCACUUCGG